AUGGACGGCGGGCGCGGUGUCUUCACCUCUCCACUGAUUGGUUGGUUUUUCCAUGCACGAAACAUGCCUGUCCAAAUGAGUCAUUGGCUUCUCUGUCUUCUCUUCAUUGGUUUUGCAUUUUCUUUUAACAAUUUUGAGGUUCCGCCACUAUGUAGACCGCAGCUACAGACUGCAAACUGCUGGUACUACCGUCCAAACUAUGUCUACAAUCACCUCCUUGAUCGGUGCAUCUGGAGUGGAUGGAGCUCGUGCAAUUCGAAGCUGAACAGUUUCAAGACCCGUAGGGAAUGCGAGCUAAUCUGCCUCGGUGGUCGUCGACGGAGCAGUCCGCGACUGCAAGAGAGCGACGAGUACUACUCUCAAGGCUUCUAUGGUGAGGUGCCGCAGAAGAGGAGGUACUGGCCCUACGAAGUCCAUCCAAUUGACUAA
This is a messenger RNA of Echinococcus granulosus, 429 nucleotides long. RefSeq lists its product as hypothetical. The record is from RefSeq and is a predicted model, not a curated record. The transcript is spliced from 3 exons. Bases 1 to 429 code for a protein of 142 amino acids. NCBI's taxonomy places the organism in Eukaryota, Metazoa, Platyhelminthes, Cestoda, Cyclophyllidea, Taeniidae. Gene Ontology annotation, molecular function: serine-type endopeptidase inhibitor activity.